AUGAGCGACAACAACAAUCCAAAGGCUCAGGUAUGUUUUGUGAUUUCGGGGAAAAGGAUUAUUACAAACGCGCAUGUGGUGGCUGAUCACAUAUUGGUGCAAGUCAGAAAGCAUGGCUCACCAAAGAAGUACAAAGCAGAAGUUAAAGCCAUCGGGCGUGAAUGUGAUUUGGCUAUGUUGGUGAUCGAAAGCGAAGAGUUUUGGGAAGAUAUGAAUCCUUUGGAGCUUGGAGACAUGCCCUUUCGGAAAGAAUCAGUAGUUGUUGUUGGAUAUCCACAAGGUGGUGAGAGUAUCUCCACUACAACAGGUGUUGUGAAUAGAAUCGAAUCACAAUAUUAUCGUCAUGGUGCCACUAAUCUACCGGUGCAACGGCUAGUUCCAGUUGAUCAAUCUGAUAACAACUCAAGUUAUUACAUAUUCGCUGGUUUAGUCUUUGUGCCUCUCAGUAAACAACACAUCAAAGGUCCCAACGCUAUGCAUAGACUCGCAUAUAACAAUACUCCCAAAAAAGCCGGUGGUCAAGUUGUCAUUAUUUCUGAGAUAUUAGCUGAUAUGAUCAAUGUGGAAUAUUAG
This is a messenger RNA of Microthlaspi erraticum, 573 nucleotides long. The record is from the annotation of a GenBank genome assembly. NCBI's taxonomy places the organism in Eukaryota, Viridiplantae, Streptophyta, Magnoliopsida, Brassicales, Brassicaceae.